CCCAGUAGUUGCGGAGAAACAGUCGCGGCGACUGAUAACGCGUCCGGCUGUCUCGAGCGGUUCCGCAGGCAUCUGUCACCCCACCAUUGAGUGCAGCCAUGGCCUUGGAGCCGGACCGCGACGGCGUCAGCGGGUCGAGAGGCUCCGCGGGGGACGGCCUGCAGCAGGAGCAGCGCGAUGACAGGGUAAAGGCCCACAAGAGGCGGCUGGCCAUCGAGAACGACGCCUUCUUGGAGCUGGACGAGAUGCUGCCGGUCCGCAGCUCCAGCAGCGGCUUCGUCGACAAGCCCGCCGUACUGCGUCACGCCAUCGCCUUCAUGAAAGUUUCCCGGUUCUACCGGCGAGAUCUCCCGCCGCCUCCGAGAUCCUGUGGUGGUUUGCAGUGGGAAACAACUGAAACAUUGACGGAUGCACUGUCGGGGUUCGUCUUCAUGUUGGACGGCAACGGGUGGAUCCUGUACAUGUCAAAUUCGGUAUCCAAACAUCUCGGCCAUUCUGCGGUCGAAAUGAUGGGCAACAACAUACGGAACUACCUGCACGACGACGAUAUGGCAGUCCUCUCCAACCUUCUCAGACUGCCGGUGCGCGGCUUGACGGAUCGGGGCGAACCGUGCCAGAUGCUUUUGCGAGUGACCAACUCCCUCCGCAAAUGGCGGCCCAGCUGCAAGUCUGUCUGCAGCCGCUACGCUGUGGUGCUGUGCUCUGGCUACCGGCGGCUCUGUCAGCUGACCGAGUCGCCCAUCUCCGAGGACAAUCGCAGCAGCAACAUCCUCCUCUUAGCGACUGGUUACACUUUGCCGCACUCCUACCUUCCGCAGUGCGAACUGGAAACGGGAAGCGGGAUGCCUGUUCGCAGUUCUCUGACAUUUUUGGGACAGAGGUGUUUCGUGUUUCGUUCCAGCUUGGGUUUGACCCCUUUCUACGUCGAGGCUGCCGUAAAAGAGCUUACAGGGUACGAGACGUUUACUUUUUCACGUAGCUCGUUGUACCAUUUCGUUCAUCCGUGUGACAUAGAGAGUGUUCGCCGGUCCCACAACGACGUUCUGGCUAAAGGCCAUUCUGUAACAGGCUACUAUCGUCUUAUAGUUCGAUCAGGUGGCUGGAUAUGGAUGCAGAGCUAUUUCUCUGUAGUUCACGCUGCAAGCACAACGAGGAAGAAGUUCAUCCUCGGCGUAAAUUACGCAAUAAGCGGCGUGGAAAACUCUCGUUUAGGAUCCCAUGACGUCAGCUAUCCGAAUCACUUCCUCUCACUACGUAAAGGACCAGGAAUCUCCGACAGGGGUAAAGCAAUGGAGUUAUGUCGUAGAGAAUGGAAAACUCCGUUGAAGUCCACACCUAAGAACGUCAAGUGUUAUGGGAAUUCUGAUCAGAUUGCCAUUCUUGGAGGUGCAGGGAGUGCACAGAACAAUGACCACAAUACUGCGCUGGCAAAUAGUUGCGCGCGCUCUAAUUUCACGAAAUCAUUAGCGGCCAGCGAAAGCGUCAGGAACGUGCAAACCCAUACACUUUGGUCCCAGCCCCAGCGAGAAGCAGACGGAAUCAGGAGCAAUGCUUCUGCAGGACGCGUAAGUGUGAACACUGCAGGUCUUAGUGGAGGUACAGUGCAUCAGAAUUUACUGGGCCCCCCUCAAAAACUGGUGUGUCGUGAUCGCUGCAGAACAUUCGCUAGACACGUCGGUCGGAUUCCUGGACCGCAAGAUUGGAGAUUGCAACGCCUUUCACACCAGCCCAUGGAAUCGCUAACACUGAAGUUCAUUUCUGAAGCUACCCCGUUCACCGACGAUGACAGUAAAGCUACCAAUAACUUAAUGUUUGACACAGGCUUGUUAAGCGGCAGGCUUGGGAUCCAAGAUCGCGGACGCAUUCAUGCCACCAGUGUAAAGCCAGCGCAGAAUCACAAUACUGUAAUAGAUACAUACCAGCAGUUUCAGUGGACGAACUCCUUUGCAACACCGAUGCUGCCAGCAAGAGAAGACUUGACUCUACGGCAAGUACCAAAAAUGCCUUGCAGAAAAGGCAACCCACUGAUGGGCCGUGGUAGUCCACAAGUUGUACCAAGCUAUCGCGACACGCGAUUCCCAGCGCUGCUCCCCGCUCAGCCUCUUAAUUCCGAAACGAAAUAUCCCCAGCAAGCUGAGGACUGCUCUUCUCGAUCCCUAACUAGGAGUACACUUAAAGCUCCCAUGCCAGCGUGUCGUUUUCAAAGUGGAUUUUAACCCAGCAAAGCCUCAUUUCAAAUAUUGCUCUCGUGUCUGCGUAAUUCUGUCACGUGUCUGUGGGAAACUCCAUGAACAGUAUGAAACAUUAGGUUUCAAAGUGACGUGAAGAACGAACAUCUGUACAGGAUUUAGACGCGCCUCCAGUGUUCGGUGGUAUGAGAACUUUGCCCAGAGCGAAGACUGGUACGAGAAUCAAUGUAGUACCAGCUGACAGUUACGUGGAGCGUAGGUUGCACAGGUUGCAAGAGUGUUGCUGCUUCCAUUCACCAGUAAAUGCAGAAAAUUCGGAGUGAAAUGUGGAUAAAAAUUUUAAAAAAUGGUGGUGUUAAGAAUGAUAAAAGUUAGAGUUUACAACUAUGUUUAGUAUGUUUAAAACGAUGAGUCACUUGUGACGUAAAUAUGACUGUAGACCUAAGUUUAGGAAGUUUAAAACGAUGAGUCAGUUGUGAAGUAAAUUUGACUGUUGAGUUGUGUGUUACUAAUAAGGUUACUGUUUGCGCAUUUCAUCGCCAGCGAAGAUAUUCAUAAUGCUUUGUCAUUAGUACAACACCUAUUUGCUAUCAGUGUGUUCAUAUGUUGCAAGCAUGUGUCUGUAUAAGUAUUACCUGAAAAAUGUUUUAAUUUUUUAUCAGUAUGGAAAAUGUUCAGCUUCUGUAAUAAAAUGGUGCUGCAUUUGUAAUCCAAAACAAAUAAAUAAAGAAUUUUGUGGUUAUUGCCAAUUGCACUUUCAA
Schistocerca gregaria is the source of this 2950-nucleotide messenger RNA. RefSeq names its product single-minded homolog 1-like. Gene Ontology annotation, biological process: regulation of DNA-templated transcription. The coding region runs from base 99 to 2216 and encodes 705 amino acids. The record is from RefSeq and is a predicted model, not a curated record. Lineage: Eukaryota; Metazoa; Arthropoda; Insecta; Orthoptera; Acrididae. Gene Ontology annotation, molecular function: RNA polymerase II transcription regulatory region sequence-specific DNA binding; DNA-binding transcription factor activity, RNA polymerase II-specific; protein dimerization activity. The transcript is spliced from 2 exons.